Acanthaster planci (crown-of-thorns starfish) is the source of this 1772-nucleotide messenger RNA. RefSeq names its product nuclear transcription factor Y subunit beta (gene nfyb). NCBI's taxonomy places the organism in Eukaryota, Metazoa, Echinodermata, Asteroidea, Valvatida, Acanthasteridae. Gene Ontology annotation, molecular function: protein heterodimerization activity; RNA polymerase II cis-regulatory region sequence-specific DNA binding; DNA-binding transcription activator activity, RNA polymerase II-specific. Gene Ontology annotation, cellular component: nucleus; CCAAT-binding factor complex. Gene Ontology annotation, biological process: regulation of transcription by RNA polymerase II. The record is from RefSeq and is a predicted model, not a curated record.
GCUUGAAACAGGCCAGUGGUGGGUUAGAAGCUGUAGUCAUGCCGUGCCUACCCUGUUGUUUCCCUACCUGAUUAAACAUUGCCAUUGGAUGUCACCGACUCAACAGGAACAGUGUCGUCUGCAAACAAGUCAGAUCAGCUGUAGUAAAACCUACAUCACCAUAAUUUGUGACGCACGUUGCAAAUGCCAUUUUACGAGUCUUCCACAAUUGCAAAUCAGAAAACGAUUGGCUGAUAGCAGAAUUAUCCACAAAUUGUGCGGAAGAUUUACAUGAUUGACAAACCUCAAAAGAUCAAGAAAUCACGGAGAUGAUGGCAAACAACAAUGCAGCACUAUAGGAUCUUUGGCAUUAACACAUUGGCCCAGGCUUGGUGAUUGUGUCAUCGUUCAUGCCAUGGUAGCCCCACAGUUGCCAUAAAUGAGGCCCAGACUCUAUAGUCAGGACAUGGAGGCAGUACAGCUCUUGGGCCCUAUUUGUAGGGAUGCAAUCAUGCGAGAAGGAAGUCUCCAGUGAUCAGUCCAUGUACUCACCUUGGCAAUUGUUCUUCUUGGCAACCAGAAAGUUCUAGUUCCUGUAAGUCUUGCUGAUGGACAAUCCUGAGACAUCUUCUGAUAAUCCACCUGUUCUCACUAUGGCGGGGGAUUAUGGAAAUCUAGCCAAUUCUCUCUACCCCACAGAAGACGACACGCUAACAGGAGGUACUGAAGAAGAGAUUGGAGGAGAAGACAAGAGUAAUUCCCCUCUCAGAGAGCAAGACAGGUUUCUGCCCAUUGCUAACGUCAGCCGCAUCAUGAAGAAUGGUAUCCCCAAGUCAGGAAAGAUAUCCAAGGAAGCGAAAGAAUGUGUCCAGGAGUGUGUGUCAGAGUUCAUCAGUUUCAUCACAAGCGAAGCAAGUGACAGGUGUCAUCAAGAGAAAAGGAAAACCAUCAAUGGUGAAGAUAUCCUGUAUGCGAUGUCCACCUUGGGGUUUGACAACUAUGUGGAACCACUGAAAUUGUACCUGCAGAAAUACAGAGAUUCAAUGAAAGGAGAGAAGUCGGUGGUUGGCAUGACAACUACAACGAUAAGAACAGACAGCUUAGAAGACCUCCAAGAGCAGUUCGGUAUCACCGGCAAUUUAAUAUCAGGGGAUCAGACUGUCCCGCCUGCGUAUACUACAGCGUACCCCACACAGCUUUCCUUCAGCCUAGAGGGUCACCGGGAAUGAGGCGACAUGUCUAUAUUGACCUCCGACCUUUGACCUGUUGAUACAUCUUGAUGCUUCAUACAUGUACGUCCCACUUUCCUGAUGUCAUCCAACAACACCCCCCAUAUGCAUCAGACACAGAUGUAGAUGAUGUGGUGCAGACAGGUCUAACUUUCAAGGAGUUGAGUAACAAGGCGUAUUCAAACUAGUAUGAAGUAUUGGAAGGCUGAGUCUAGACCAUGUGUUGAGCGUUUACCAAAACACAGUGCACCUGUGUUCUGCACUGCCGGUGUAUCAAUUUAGUCAAUACAUGGGAAUGUGUGGGGUGUAUGACAGGGGUAGCCAGUCCAGUUUCCUGUGACUACAGCUUAGACUUUUGAUCAAAAGAGGAAACGGUGAAUAGCCUUAGCCAGUGUUGGAUACUUAUGCAUGCCUUGGUCUCAUAUGGAGAUGCCGCACCGCGUGUUGCCAACACAGAGUACAACAUAAACCUUUGAAAAUACUUCAAGUUUUCCUGAAGAUGUACAUGUACUCCACAUAUAUAUUUCAGAGCAUGAAAUUACGGUCGGACAUCGGACAUUUUCC